Messenger RNA from Prosopis cineraria, 1546 nucleotides. RefSeq names its product auxin-responsive protein IAA27-like. Gene Ontology annotation, cellular component: nucleus. Gene Ontology annotation, molecular function: protein binding. NCBI's taxonomy places the organism in Eukaryota, Viridiplantae, Streptophyta, Magnoliopsida, Fabales, Fabaceae. The coding region runs from base 373 to 1278 and encodes 301 amino acids. The transcript has 5 exons. The record is from RefSeq and is a predicted model, not a curated record. Gene Ontology annotation, biological process: regulation of DNA-templated transcription.
CAAAUGAUGUUGUAGUCAAGCUCAUAGACACCUUCGCUCAUAUUAGGAUCCAUGUCUCAGAUUAUUCCACAUAUAGAAGAAGAGAUGGCUUCCUCUGUUUUCUUUUUUCUCUUGUAUUAAAAAACUUUUACAAAAAUUGGCUUCCUUUUUUGCCUUUUUUUUUUUUUCAAUUUCUGUAUUUUGUUUGAGAGAGAGGAAGAGAGUUGGCUAUAGGAAGGUCCAAGAAGGUUCUUUUCUCUGGCAACAAAACUAGCUUCUUCAGUUCAAGCUCUCAGGACCAUUUUCAUAAGACAACAGUGCAUUAUUCUGCUCUUUAGCUGUGUGUUCUCUUUUUCGAACUCCCAGUUGAGACCUUUUGAUUGUGCCAUUUUCAUGUCUAGACUACAAGAACAUGAUUACAUAGGCUUAGCAGAGACCCGUUCCAUGGAAAUCUCUGAAAAGAGUUCUGGUCUCAACUUGAACUUGAAGGAGACAGAGCUCAGACUUGGGCUUCCUGGUUGUGAGUCUCCAGAAAGAAAGUCAACAAGUGUGGUAUCUCUGUUUGGGAAGGAUUUGAGGAACGUUAUUUCUGGGUCUAAGAGAGGCUUCUCUGAUGCUAUAAAAGAUGGGUCCUCCAGGAAAUGGGUUUUCUCUGCUAGUGAUGAUGGAUCUGACUCCAUUCUUGGUUCAGAAGGUAAAAGAAAUAAUGCCCACAAGCCUUCUUCUCAAUCUGCCAAACCAAGCCAUUAUAAGAAGCCUGAGGUUUCUGCAACAAACGAGCACGCUAGUCCUCCUUCUGCAAAGGCACAGGUUGUGGGGUGGCCGCCAGUUCGAUCCUUUCGGAGAAACACAAUGGCUUCUAGCUUGACAAAGAACAUUGAAGAUGAAGAAGAGGGAAAACCAGAACCAUGUGGUUGUCUUUAUGUAAAAGUUAGUAUGGAUGGUGUUCCAUAUCUCAGAAAGGUUGAUCUCAGAAUGUACACCAACUAUAUGCAACUUUCUUCAUCUCUUGAGCAAAUGUUCAACUGUUUCACCAUUGGUGAAUGCAAUUCUGGUGGAUUUGCUGGGAAAGAUGGUCUGAAUGAGAGCAGAUUGAAGGAUCUUCUUCAUGUGUGUGAUUAUGUUGUUACGUAUGAAGACAGAGAUGGAGAUUGGAUGCUUGUUGGCGAUGUCCCAUGGGAGAUGUUCCCUGAAUCAUGUAGGAGACUGAGGAUCAUGAAAGGUUCUGAAGCAAUUGGGCUAGCUCCCAGGGCCAUGGAAAAAUGCAGGAGCCACAAAAACUGCAGAAGAACCAAUUAGACUAUUAAAAGAGGAGCAUUUUGAGUUUUGGGUUCUUGUUGAUCCAAAUCAUCACAUGAUAUAAAAAUCCAUUGUUUUUUAUUUUUUUUUUGGGGAUGCACCAUCUAUGGACUGACUUUACAAAGUUGUUCCAUCAAUUUCUUGACGGCAAACGUCCUUAAUUAGAUAGUAGUAUAUUAAUAUAUACACACCUUGUUUGUUAAUCUAUUUUGUUUUUUAUGUUGGUUGGAUUCAUGUUACUGUUAUAAAAGAGUUGCUUUUCGUGUAA